Molecule: messenger RNA, 347 nt
Organism: Talpa occidentalis (Iberian mole)
Lineage: Eukaryota; Metazoa; Chordata; Mammalia; Eulipotyphla; Talpidae
Product: proton-coupled zinc antiporter SLC30A8-like
Exons: 2
Biological process (GO): response to zinc ion; zinc ion transmembrane transport; response to glucose
Cellular component (GO): plasma membrane
Molecular function (GO): zinc ion transmembrane transporter activity
Source: RefSeq, a predicted model, not a curated record
UGUAGAACUCCAGCAGAAACCCUCCAGUAAAGAUCAAUGUCCUGGAGAGAUGCCAGAGGAGCUGGAGUCAGGAGCCAUCUAUCACUGCCAUCGCGACUCCAAGGCCACGGACAGGAGGGCCAACGAGCAAAACCGCGCCAAGUGGAAGCUCUGCGCAGCCUCCGCGGUGUGCUUCGUGUUCAUGGUCGCGGAGGUCGUGGGUGGGCAUAUUGCUGGGAGUCUUGCUGUUGUCACAGAUGCUGCCCACCUCUUAAUUGACCUGACAAGUUUCCUGCUCAGUCUCUUCUCCUUGUGGCUGUCUUCAAAGCGCCCUUCCAAGCAGCUGACCUUUGGAUGGCACCGAGCAG